AUGGAGAAGGUUCGAAAUCUACCUCAAGAGUUGGUGGAGAAUAUCCUUGUGAGACUGCCGUGCAAGUCGUUGAUGCGCUUCAAGUGUGUGUGCAAACACUGGUUUGCUCUUUUACACUAUGACACCAAGUUCUUGUCUCGCCACUUUAUCAAAAACCAAAACUCUGCUGCGAAUGACGUGCUUCUCAAGCUUCCCUCCCACAUAGUGAAUGACCUGAAAUUGGAAAUAUACAAACUCUUUUCCUUGUCUGCCACUGGCAUUGGCAUGGAAACCCCAAUACCCCCAUGGCCAUCCAAAUAUUUUUCAAGGUGCUACCAAAUUUGUGGUCACUCUAAUGGUAUAGUGUGCUUGUCUUCACUUGAUUAUAUUCUUUUGUAUAACCCAUUAACCAGAGAAUUUAGAAAACUUCCUCCUUUCACUAUUGAGCAUAGCUCACGUGUAGCAGUUGGAAUGGGGUAUGAUUCCUUCACUGAUGAUUUUAAAGUUAUAAGCAUUCGGAAAAGGCAGAACGCCACAGAUUAUUAUGCUAGGGUUGUUGAGCAAUAUACUUUAAGUACAGAUUCGUGGGCAGUGAUGCCUAAUACCAAUGUUGAGCUUUUGUAUUUAAAUUAUAAUGAUUUUGCAAUGUGCUUUAAUAGAACUUUCUACUGGUGGGCACGGUACCGUGAAGACUAUUCCAUUGUAAUUGUGGCAUUGAAUAUGGAUGAUGGGGUUUUCCAAAUGGUGCCAAAGCCACCGGGUGUCAAUAUUAUCGAACGCAAUGGUAGUACUCUAACUGUGUGGAAUGACUCCAUCUCACUGGUCUGCUGUAGUUAUCAAUCCCCGUCCAAUUUUGACAUAUGGGUGAUGGGUGGAUUUGGUUCUUGGACCCACAUGAGAACUAUAAAACAUUUGACAGAAGAAGUGCCUAAACCUUGGGUUUUCUGGAAGGGGAAUGAGCUUCUUAUGGAGAUGGUGUCUUGUGGAAAGAUCACGUCCUACAAUGUUGAUACAAAAGAAUCUAAGGAUGUCCUAAUAAAGAUGAUGCAUACAGAUGGAAUCUCAUGUUUUCAAGCUGUGAAUUAUGUGACUAGGUUGAUGAAAGUUGUCACUAAAAUUAAGGAAACAUUUGGAAUUUGA
Messenger RNA from Lotus japonicus, 1119 nucleotides. RefSeq names its product F-box/kelch-repeat protein At3g23880-like. Bases 1 to 1119 code for a protein of 372 amino acids. Gene Ontology annotation, molecular function: protein binding. The record is from RefSeq and is a predicted model, not a curated record. The transcript has 2 exons. NCBI's taxonomy places the organism in Eukaryota, Viridiplantae, Streptophyta, Magnoliopsida, Fabales, Fabaceae.